Messenger RNA from Megalops cyprinoides (Indo-Pacific tarpon), 1491 nucleotides. RefSeq names its product bestrophin 4 (gene best4). Bases 1 to 1473 code for a protein of 490 amino acids. The record is from RefSeq and is a predicted model, not a curated record. Gene Ontology annotation, molecular function: chloride channel activity. The transcript is spliced from 9 exons. NCBI's taxonomy places the organism in Eukaryota, Metazoa, Chordata, Actinopteri, Elopiformes, Megalopidae.
AUGACUGUGUCUUACACGCUUGAGGUGGCAGAUGCCAGGUUCACUGGCUUCUCAAAGCUACUUAUCAGGUGGAAAGGGAGCAUCUACAAGCUGCUCUACAAAGAAUUCUUGGUCUUUGGCAUGCUCUACAGCUUCUUCAGUAUUACUUACAGGUUCUUUCUGAACCCACAACAGCAGGAGUUGUUUGAGCAGACCGCCAUUUACUGCGACCAGUUCACCAACCUUAUUCCCAUGUCAUUUGUACUUGGAUUCUAUGUUACCUUGGCCUUCAAUCGAUGGUGGGGCCAGUACACUAGCUUCCCUCUGCCGGACAACCUGAUGAUGGUGGUGUCUGGAAACGUCCACGGGCCGGAUGAGAGAGGGCGUAUCCUGCGGCGCACCCUAAUGAGAUACGCAAACCUGUCCUCCGUUCUCAUCCUCCGCUCCAUCAGCACACGCGUGCGCAAACGCUUUCCCACGCUCGACCACGUUGUGGAAGCAGGGUUUAUGACCCGGGAAGAGCAUAAAAAAUUGGAUAGUUUGUAUUCGGACUUCAAUAAAUACUGGAUGCCCCUGACGUGGUUUUCGAACCUGGCGGCCCAGGCGCGCAAGGAGGGGCGCGUGAGGGAUGACAUAGCGCUGAGGCUGCUCAUGGACGAACUGAAUAACUACAGGGCCAAGUGCAGCAUGCUCUUCCACUAUGACUGGGUCAGCAUCCCAUUGGUGUACACUCAGGUGGUCACCCUUGCUGUGUACUCCUUCUUUACCUCCUGCCUGAUUGGACGGCAGUUUCUUAACCCCGCCAAGGGAUACAAAGGUCACAACCUCGAUAUGUACGUUCCCGUUUUCACUCUGCUGCAGUUCUUCUUCUAUGCUGGCUGGCUUAAGGUAGGAGAGCAAAUUAUCAAUCCAUUUGGGGAGGAUGACGACGAUUUUGAAACAAACCAACUGAUUGACCGAAACAUUCAGGUGUCCAUGCUGGCCGUAGACGACAUGUAUCAGAAUUUGCCCCCAGCUGAGAAGGACAAGUACUGGACAGAGGAGGUCUUCGCCCUGCCCUACACUGUCGCCACUGCCGCCGAGACCCUCAAACCUGCCUUUAUGGGCUCCACCUUUGACAUGAGGAUGAGCGAGGACCCCUCGCAGCACCAGACCGUGGAGACGCCCAUGACCCCCCGAAUCCAGACGCCCAUGGUGGGCCGCUACCUGCCCGUCGCCGCCUCCCCGGCCACCAGCCUGAAGAACUACUCCCGGGGGGGCCGGGGGCUGCAGCUGCUGCGUCUCCGCGGAGACAGCGUCAACUCUGACCGGGAGCUGUCUGAGCGCAUAAACGAGGAGGACAGCGAGGACGACAAGGAAGGGAAGGAGGCAAACUUCCUGCCCCUGCAGAAGCCCAGACGGCUGGAGGCCUCCGAGCAGCAGAAGAGGAGGGAGGAGGCCCAAAUCAGCAUCACUGUGGACCCCCAUUCCGACAGCUUGCAGACAGACGCCUGAAUGAGCAGCCCCCCUAAA